Molecule: messenger RNA, 743 nt
Organism: Effrenium voratum
Lineage: Eukaryota; Dinophyceae; Suessiales; Symbiodiniaceae
Source: the annotation of a GenBank genome assembly
ACCAGACUCAGCGAGCGCGGGGUCGGCCAUGGCAAGCUCAAGGAGCCCGGUCCGUGGCGUCCCGGAGGAUAGGCAGUGCGGCCACUGCCGCCGUCGCAUCUCUCUGGUGGAGUCCACCAUCAGAUGCCGCUGCGGCCUCGCCUUCUGUGAGCGCCACCGCGCCGCGGAGAGCCACGAGUGCCAGUUCGAUUGGCGGCAGAUGCAGCGGGACAAAGUGGCCAGGGAGAACCCCAAGGUGAUCCAAGCGAGCUCCAAGCUGGGCUCCAGCAAGGUGACACCGGUGGCAGGCUUCCAGGUCGGCACCCGGCCGAGGAGUGGUUCGAGCAGUACUGCAAGCACCACCCAGUGCCUUUGCUCGGAGAGGUCCACGCAGCUUUUGCACUUGAUGGGCUUCCUCCUCGUGGCGGCGAUGAGCUUCCGAGGUCUACUGCUGUGCGUCUCCCAGGGCGCCUUCAUCCUCUUCCUGCGGCAGUUGGUCCUGGGCUAUUUCUUGGCCAUGGUCUUGGUGCAUGGCCUGCCGCAGGUGCUCUCCCUGCCCGCGUCCUCAUGCCGCUUCUGCGUCUUCUCGUGGGACGUUUUGACGAAGCCGCAGUGGUGCCUUGCCGCCGAGUGCCAGAAGGCCAAGGAGCACUUGAACGUCGCCUUGGCCAAAGGGCAGCAUGGCUUGAAAAGGAGUUAGCCGAAGGCCGGGUGGCCUUCGCAGCGACAGAAGCCCGGCAGCGCAUGCCGGCCGCUUCCGUGGG